AUGCUUGCCUCGCCUCGCAUUUCCAUUUGCCUGAGGUUCAGACAUGAGGGGGAGUCGGUAACCUUCUCCAUAACGUGGCGCUGCAUCGUACAGCCGUCCAGUCUUCAGAAAGCAGUGAUCUGGGUGCUGCUGCCAACGCAGUUGAUGGGAACAGAAAUGCAAGAUUUCAAAGUGGGUCCUGCACGCAAACAGAGGAAGAAUCUGAUCCGUGGUGGAGGUCCUGCAGAGGGACGCUACGUCACUGUGCUUCUCCGAGGAAGCAAGAAGGUCCUGACUCUCUGCGAGGUUGAAGUGUUCGUUGCAAACUAUGCACGGCCUUUACCCAAUGUGGCGCUGCAAGGAGAAGCCGCCCAGUCGUCAACGCUCUCUUUUGCCGCCGCCUCCAAAGCCAUCGAUGGGAGACGGAACUCCUUCUACAGCCACGGUUCCUGUAGCCACACUGCUGUAGGCGAGACCAACCCCUGGUGGAGGCUGGACCUGCGACAAACAUUUGUGAUCAUCUCCAUAAAAGUCACCAACAGAGGAGACUGCUGUGCUGAAAGACUGGACGGAGCUGAGAUCCUUGUCGGGGACUCGCUGCAGAACAAUGGAAACGACAACCCCAGGUGUGCUACCAUCUCCCACAUCGCAGCAGGUAAGACCUCCACAUACCAGUGUGAUGGAGGCAGCAUGGUGGGCCGCUUCGUCAACGUGAUGAUCCCUGGAAAGAGUAAGACUCUGACCCUGUGCGAAGUGGAAGUGUACGCUGUCCCAGCAGUGGAACCUCUUCCGAAUGUGGCCCUAAACAAACCAGCAGCACAGUCAACAGUGUCCAGUGAUGGGUUGCCCUCUCACGCCGUCAGUGGCUGUAGCAGUGGCGUCUAUGGAAAUCUAUGCUGUACCCACACCGUGCUCCAGCGGGACCCCUGGUGGAGAGUCGACUUGUUGGCUGUCCACAAGGUCAGCGCCGUCACCAUCUUCAACAGGGUCGACUGUUGUGCCGAAAGGCUUCUGGGCGCACAGAUUCUGAUCGGGAACUCACUGGAGAACAAUGGCAUGAAAAACCCCAGAUGUGGUGCCAUCUUCUCGCUGGACAACAGAAGAACAUUCACCUUCCAGUGUAACCUCAUGGAGGGCCGCUACGUCACUGUGGCGAUUCCAGGAGACAACGUUUUGACACUGUGUGAAGUGGAGGUGUACGCCUUCCCAGCUAUGCCAGAAGCUGAGACUCCAACUCCUCCUCCUCCUCCCCCGACCAUGAGCUCGCCGCUGGGUGGAAGGAACAUGAUGGUGGUGGGAAAGAGGCUCUGCUGGUCUGACGCUCUGUUCUACUGCAGGCGUUAUCACUGGGACCUGCUCAGUCUGCACAGUCAGGAGGAGCAAAGUGAGGUGGAGAAGCUGCUGGCUCGCGUUUCUUUCCCUCUGACAGGCUCCGUCUGGCUGGGACUGCACAGAUACAUAAUGGGAAAGAAUUGGUACUGGAUGUCCGGAAGUUCCAUGGAUUUCACCAAAUGGCCUCCAGACUUCGUCCCUCAGCAUUCCUCCAACUCCUGUGGAGGCCUGGACAGCACACAGAGCUUCCUGUGGAAGGACCUGCCCUGUCAGGAGCUCCUCAACUUCAUCUGCCAGUCAGGUGCUGAGGACGGAGCAGAGAGGGUUUAUUACUACAGCUCCAAACAAGCCACAAGUCCAUAG
Molecule: messenger RNA, 1674 nt
Organism: Stegastes partitus (bicolor damselfish)
Lineage: Eukaryota; Metazoa; Chordata; Actinopteri; Pomacentridae
Exons: 11
Coding region: 1-1674 (557 amino acids)
Source: RefSeq, a predicted model, not a curated record